Rhagoletis zephyria (snowberry fruit fly) is the source of this 831-nucleotide messenger RNA. The record is from RefSeq and is a predicted model, not a curated record. Lineage: Eukaryota; Metazoa; Arthropoda; Insecta; Diptera; Tephritidae.
AUGGGCAGCCACCUCGACGUGGAGAUCAACCUCCGCCACCCGAAGGUGAAGGACCUGCUGGAGAAGGCCAUCACCGAGAUCAUCGAGCUCGACUCAAAGACGGUCCCUUACGAGAAGCUGGACUCGGUGGUGCGCUGCGCCAAGACCAUCUUCGCCAUGCUGCAGGUGGCCACCAGCGAGGCCAUCUCCGCCGACCACUUCCUCCCGGCGCUGGUCUUCGUGGUCAUCAAGGCCAAUCCGCCCCUGCUCCAGUCGAACAUCAAGUUCAUCACCCGCUUCAGCACGCCCUCGCGGCUGAUGAGCGGCGAGGCGGGCUACUACUUCACCAACCUGUGCUGCGCCACGCAGUUCAUCGAGAAGAUCACCGGCGAGUCGCUGAACAUGAGCGAGGCGGACUUUGAGCGGUACAUGAGCGGGGAGGCGCUGCCGCCCGGCCACUACCGCGCCACCUUCCUCUGCGAGGCCUUCCGCCUGCUGGCGAGUAAUCACGCCAUGCUGGCCGACGCCGUGGAGCGGGGCGCCCACUGGACGCGCAACAUCGACUCGCUGGAGGCGCGGAUGGACCGCUUCGAGGAGAGCUUCGAGCGGCGGUGCCGGGCGGCGAUCGACUCGAGCCGGGCGACGCUGGCCGCCACCGCCAGCUACCGCCUCUUCAACGAGGACUUUGACCCCUCCCUCCUGCCCGCCUACUUCAAGACCGUCUACGGGGAGCACCUCGACCGGGUGGUCGCGGUGGCCGAGGUGGAAGGGCAGAAAGAAAAGGUCAACACCGACAACUCCGAAGGAGUCACCGAGGACAUUCUCAUUGACCUCGGCGAGCCGACUGAGUAG